Messenger RNA from Achroia grisella, 1823 nucleotides. RefSeq names its product activator of 90 kDa heat shock protein ATPase homolog 1 (gene Ahsa1). The record is from RefSeq and is a predicted model, not a curated record. Bases 240 to 1265 code for a protein of 341 amino acids. NCBI's taxonomy places the organism in Eukaryota, Metazoa, Arthropoda, Insecta, Lepidoptera, Pyralidae. Gene Ontology annotation, molecular function: protein-folding chaperone binding; ATPase activator activity. The transcript has 5 exons. Gene Ontology annotation, cellular component: cytosol. Gene Ontology annotation, biological process: positive regulation of ATP-dependent activity; protein folding.
UGUCAAAGUUGAUGUGAUAGCAUGGUUUGUUUCGUGCUCGAUUUUUCUCGAAGCGAGAGUUUUACUGAUCGUUCACAGCCAUAUCGAGCGAAUUAUUUGAUUUUCUGACUGUACUGUGCGAAGAUUAACAGCAUUACAUCUUCCUGCGGAUUUCUUAUCAUAUAAGAACACACGGUCAUACUCAAUUGUGUCUAAUCAUUGAAUCAUCAGUCAUUGUGCAUAUUUAGAUCGCGUGGAACAUGGCCAAAUGGGGCGAAGGAGACCCUCGCUGGAUAGUUGAGGAGCGACCUGACGCUACCAACGUAAAUAACUGGCAUUGGACAGAGAAAAACGCGGGACCAUGGUCGAAGGACAGGCUAAAAGAACUGCUAAAUAACUUGAAAAUAACCCAAAACGGUGUUGACUGUAAAAUUACAGAAUUAGAGAAAUUAGACGGCGAGGCGUCGGCGAAUAAUAGGAAAGGAAAACUAAUAUUUUUCUAUGAAUGGGACAUCAAACUGAAGUGGGAAGGAAAGCUGACUGGAGGUAGUGAUAUUGUGAAAGGUGAUAUUCAUAUUCCGAAUCUAUCGGAAGAAAAUGACGUCAGUGAAGUAGAUAUGACUGUAACAAUUAAAUGUAGUGGUGAUGAGGCCCAACGAGUGAAGGCAUUCAUGCACAAUGUGGGUCGAAACGAAAUCCGCAAGCAACUCACAGAGUAUAUAAGAAGUCUCAAAGAAGAGUUCUCUAAAGGCCUAAUACUUCCCAAAAAAGGUGAAAAGCAAGUGAAACCAGACAAUGUCUCGACAAUCACCAGCGGAUUCAAUAAAAAAAUUAACAUGGAGCCUGUGAUUACGCAGGAGAACAAACAGAUUGGUUGUAAGUUAGAUACAAAGAGUAUUGAAAUGUCAGAAAAGUUCCAAUGUCGCGCUGAAGAAUUUUAUAAUGCAAUGACUCGAAUAGAAAUGGUUACAGCAUUUACUCAAGGACAUGUCAAGAUGGAGGUAGAGAAAGGAGGUAAAUUUGCACUGUUUGGCGGGAAUAUCACCGGGGAGUUCCGGGAGUUGGUUCCCGGGAAGAAAAUAGUGCAGUACUGGCGAUAUAAACAAUGGCCUGAUCAGCAUUUCUCUGAAGUUACCUUUGAUAUAAAUGAGAAGGAUGAUCAUACACUGGUGACAUUGAAACAAGCUCUGGUCCCAGCUUCAGAAGUAGAACAAACUAAAGAAAAUUGGCGGCGAUACUACUUUGACAGUAUUAAACGUGCGUUCGGUUUUGGGGCAUUCCUCUGAUCUGUUACAAACACGCUUAGACAAUUUAGGUUCAAUUUACAAUAAGUGAUAUGAAGAUAUUGGCAUCCCGCCCAAUUGCAAUUACUGGUUGUAAAAAAUGAAAUACAUUUGCUAUAUGAAAACUACGAUGAAGUUAAAUAAAUCUACUUGCAAUCCACACGACUGGCAGGCUUAUAGGUCAAAUAUAAUGUAUGGUUUGGACAUUAACGCUAAAGUGUUAUGUACCUUCACAUUUCAAUCUUGUUUGUAUAUUUUAUCUGAGCUACAAUCGAAUUAUUUUUGCAUUUAAUUGGGUCUCAUAUACCGGGUUACUCGGAAAGAUAUGAAAGUAUCUAUUGUAACGAACAAGUUUUGUUCUACAACUUUCUCUGAAACCAUAUAAUUUUUUCGAGGAAAAUCAGUUUAAAACUUAUAUAAAAACACAAUAAACUAAAGACACCACUAAUAUUAGCUGUAAUCAGCUCUAUCAUAAUAGGAAAAUAUGUAACAUUGAUAGUUCUUAUAAAUAAAAAGUCGUGUCGUUCUUUCUUUGUUAUGCUCCCUGCUUACUCCACUAAU